Molecule: messenger RNA, 983 nt
Organism: Leptopilina heterotoma
Lineage: Eukaryota; Metazoa; Arthropoda; Insecta; Hymenoptera; Figitidae
Gene: GILT1
Product: GILT-like protein 1
Exons: 5
Coding region: 141-800 (219 amino acids)
Molecular function (GO): oxidoreductase activity, acting on a sulfur group of donors, disulfide as acceptor
Source: RefSeq, a predicted model, not a curated record
AUUAAUCCCUCUCAUACUUGGAUGAAAGUCCCCUCUACUUGGAGGUUCCAUUCUCCAACUGGUAUAACUAUUAGUCGUGAUUCUGACUUUGGUAAAACUUGACCAUUAAUCAUUUAAUCGGGAAUAACGCCACGGUAAUCAUGAAGACAAUAACGGCUACAAUUUGCUUUGCAGCUUUAUUUUAUUUGGUUGCCAGUGAAAAUACAAUCGUCAAUGUUGACCUUUACUAUGAGUCUUUAUGUCCCGACAGUAUCAAUUUCGUGAGGGAUCAACUUGUUCCAACGUAUCCUCAUCUUAAAAAAUUCCUUCACAUCAAUUUUGUUCCUUACGGAAAAUCGACGCACUUUAAGACUGACUCAACUUGGCAUUUUACAUGCCAACAUGGACAACCUGAAUGCCGAGGGAAUAAAGCCCAAGCUUGUGCAAUCAGCGAAAUUCAAAAUCUCGAUCUUGGAUUACAGGACAAACAACAAUUAUUGGUUGAUCUUGUCGGUUGUGCCAUGACUAGUCAAAAUCCCGAAACUUCUGUCACUUUGUGCGCCUUGCAAAUUGGCUUAAAAGAAGAUUCAAAGAAUCAUAUCGUUGUCUGCAAAGGAAAUUCCCAGGGUGAUGAACUUUUAGCCGGACACGGAAAUAUCACGAACUUGUUUCAAAAACCAAUAGCAUUCGUGCCAACAAUUGUAAUCAAUGGAGUUUACACGAAAGAAAAUCAACACAUGGCAGUGAGAAAUUUCAAAAAAUUAAUUUGCUCACAUAUUCCGGCCAAUGAGACGCCCGCUUUUUGCAAGGCCGUCAACUAACAGAAAAAGGCGAUACGUGGGGUCAUCAAAAACGAUUGGAUGACGGUAAUUUUUAAAUAAAAAAGAAAAAGAUCCAUUAGUCAUUAAUCAAGGUCUAUUAUCUAAUUCAUAUUCAUUCACUACAAAAUACUUAUAAUUUUCUUUAUGUACAAAAAUAAACUCGUCAAAUAUUAUUAUCACGUA